This is a messenger RNA of Diachasmimorpha longicaudata, 5185 nucleotides long. It is a transcript of the gene mle, whose product is annotated as dosage compensation regulator. Gene Ontology annotation, cellular component: intracellular anatomical structure; nucleolus; cytoplasm. Lineage: Eukaryota; Metazoa; Arthropoda; Insecta; Hymenoptera; Braconidae. The coding region runs from base 420 to 4142 and encodes 1240 amino acids. Gene Ontology annotation, molecular function: RNA helicase activity; ATP binding; double-stranded RNA binding. The transcript has 5 exons. Gene Ontology annotation, biological process: regulation of mRNA processing; positive regulation of transcription by RNA polymerase II. The record is from RefSeq and is a predicted model, not a curated record.
AUGCUGGCGCUUCUCACCGCCAGGGUUGGCACUAACAUUGCCGUGUGCCUCUACGUUAAUCUCUCCUCUUUACCAAAUCGGUGCACAAGUACCUCGGACUGCCACAUGCUGUACACUCUGUGUUCUGUACCUCCUGGAGGUUCUAGAGCAAAACGCCCCCGAGCCCAGUCACCCACGUUCUCCCUCGGUGAUGCCUUACCGACAGGCACAAUCACCGUUGUACUUCAUGCGCCAGCGCUACGAAAUUUUGCGGAAUAAGCGUGUAGCAAUUCAAUUCUCCCCUAUAAUCUUUGAUUGGAGGUUCGUUUCGUCGAUUAUCGACGUCAAAUGAACUCGAUUGUCAGCAAUCAGUUCAUUUUCAUAACAUAGAACACAAACUUUAACUCAUUUGGUCAUUCGAGAAGAUUAAUACAGCAGAAAUGGGGGAUAUUAAGUCCUUUUUGCAUCAGUGGUGCACGAAAAAUGCAAAGGAGCCAUCAUUUGAUGUUCGGCCGACAGGCCCGAAGCACCGUCAGCGUUUUCUUUGCGAGCUCCGCAUCAACGGUUUCGACUACGUCGGAGCAGGCAACUCGACGAACAAGAAGGAUGCCCAGGGCAAUGCGUCCCGGGACUUCAUCAACUAUCUUGUACGUACGGGUAAGGUGAACGCAAAGGACGUCCCAGGGGACGCGACGACUCAGCCUCCAACACCAGCAGUGGACAACCAGUCCCCUUCGAUGAACCAGUCCACUAGCAGACCCGUAUUCCAGGACGGAAUGGGUCCAAACGACAUUGGUCAAGCCUACAUGCCCUACAACCAACGUGGACAGUCCAGCUACACGUACAUGGACAGAAUCGCGGAGCAGGCGAACGUCGCCGAAGCUGAAGAUUGUGAUGUUAACUCCGGAAUUCAUGGCAAUUGGACCAUCGAAAAUGCCAAAUCAAAAUUACAUCAAUUUAUGCAAACAAAUAAGAUUAAUACGGAUUAUAAAUACACCCCAGUGGGUCCUGAUCACACAAGGAGUUUCAUGGCUGAGAUGACGAUCUACAUCAAGCAGCUCGGGAGAAAUGUCACUGGCCGUGAGACCGGGUCGAACAAGCAAACAGCUUCCAAGAGCUGCGCUUUAUCACUGGUACGUCAGUUGUAUCACCUUGGGGUGAUUGAGGCAUUCUCUGGGACUUUAAAGAAGAACAGGGAUGCAGAACAGUUGAAGCCCUAUCCUGUGAAAAUAUCACGCGAGCUUGUGGAUCAGAUAAACGAUGUGCUUGAAGCUCUCGAAAUUCAUCCCAUCGAUGUCAACAUUAAAUUUACACCACACAAUACACAAUCAGAAAACUCUGCCGGCGCACCUUCCACCAGUGCAGGUCUCUCCCUCCUGACAGAUCGUGUCCUCGAGGACUUCAUAUCCUCGAUUCCCCAGUCAGCAGGAGUGGUCAGCUGGUCUCCACCACAACAAAACUGGAACCCCUGGACGGGUUGCAAUAUUGACGAAGGUCCCCUAGCGACAAUAUCCCUGGACAAGCUCUCCACCGACAUGAUGGAGGAGCGGCGUGAGUGUCUUCAAGCUGACAGUCAGCUCCAGCAGAGCAUUCGUGAGAGGGAGAAGCUGCCCGUCUUCAACAUGAGAAACGAAAUAAUGAGCGCGAUCAACGAUAAUCCUGUCGUCAUCAUCAGGGGAAACACGGGGUGCGGAAAGACUACUCAGGUCUGUCAAUUCAUUCUGGAUGAUUACAUCGCUUCUGGUCAGGGUGGCUAUGCAAGCAUUGUGGUGACCCAGCCUCGGAGAAUAUCAGCUGUCUCAGUCUCUGAUCGAGUGGCUGUUGAGCGUUGCGAAGCGCUAGGACAGUCUGUUGGGUAUUCCGUCCGAUUCGAGUCCUGUUUACCUCGUCCCUACGGUAGCAUCAUGUUCUGCACUGUUGGAGUACUGCUGAGGAAGUUAGAACAAGGACUUCGAGGUGUCUCUCAUGUGAUCGUCGAUGAAAUUCAUGAAAGGGACGUUAAUUCUGAUUUCAUUAUGGUUCUGCUUCGUGAUAUGAUACACAUUUAUCCCGACCUCCGGGUUAUUCUCAUGUCUGCUACAAUCGACACAACUCUCUUCAGCGAUUAUUUCAACAAAUGCCCCGUCAUUGAAAUUCCAGGACGAUCUUUUCCUGUACAACGUUAUUUCCUUGAGGACUGCAUUCAACUUACCGACUUCGUGCCUCCUUUGGACACGAGAAAAAGAAAGAAUCGAGAUGCUGAUGAUAUUGAUAAUAAUGAGCCUGAGGAGAAUCUCAAUAAAAUCAUUGCCAAUAAUUACUCUGAAUCCACCAAGCACUCAAUGGCUCAGCUAUCAGAGAAGGAAAUCUCUUUUGAACUGAUGGAGUCCCUCCUGGGGUACAUAAAAAAGCAGGGGAUCCCAGGUGCGGUCCUCAUAUUUCUUCCCGGUUGGAAUAUAAUUUUUGCACUGAUCAAGCAUCUGCAGCAGCACCCACUCUUCGGUGGAUCCAAGUAUCUGAUCCUCCCGCUUCAUUCCCAAUUACCCAGGGAAGAUCAACGCAAGGUCUUCGAUCCUGUUCCCCCAGACGUCACCAAAGUCAUCCUCUCCACGAACAUCGCAGAAACGUCUAUCACAAUCAACGAUAUCGUCUACGUCAUCGACUCUUGCAAGGCGAAAAUGAAAUUGUUUACUUCUCACAAUAAUAUGACAAACUAUGCGACGGUCUGGGCAAGCAAAACAAACCUGGAGCAGAGAAUGGGACGAGCUGGGAGAGUACGUCCAGGGUUCUGCUUCCAUCUGUGCUCGAAAGCAAGGUUCGAUAGAAUGGAACAACACAUGACACCAGAAAUCUUCAGGACACCGCUGCACGAACUAGCUUUGAGCAUAAAAUUGCUGAGACUGGGGAAUAUCAGCAAAUUCUUGUCUAAAGCUAUUGAGCCGCCCCCCAUUGACGCUGUCAUUGAGGCUGAGGUUUUAUUGAGGGAGAUGAAGUGUCUGGACAAGAACGACGAACUAACCCCGUUGGGAAAAAUCCUCGCGAGACUGCCUAUCGAGCCUAGACUGGGGAAGAUGAUGAUUCUGGGCUGCAUGUUCAGAGUUGGAGAUGCUUUGUCAACAAUGGCUGCCAACAGCACGACAUUCCCUGAGGUCUACAACAUGGGGCCAGACAUGAGACGAUUGUCAAUGCAGCAGAAGUGGUUCGCUGGUUCUAGAUACAGCGAUCAUGUUGCUAUGCUUCAUGCAUUCCAAGCUUGGGAGGAGGCGCGAGAUGGGGGAGAAUAUGCAGAACAAACUUUCUGUGAUACCAAAGGCCUGAGCAUGCCGACAUUGAGGGUCACUUGGGAGGCAAAGAACCAGUUGCAGGGGCUGCUGAAGGCUGCUGGUUUCCCUGAGGAGACCUUGUGCCCAACUCCACUGAACUAUCAAGCUGGAGCUGAUGUCAGGCUGGAUACUAUUACAGCGUUACUUUGCAUGGGACUUUAUCCCAAUGUUUGUUAUCAUAAGGAGAAGAGGAGGGUCCUCACCACCGAAUCGAAAGCUGCUUUGAUCCAUAAGACGUCGGUUAACUGCAGCAAUUUUAAUCAAGCUUUUCCCUUUCCUUUCUUCGUUUUUGGAGAGAAAAUCAGGACUCGAGCAGUCUCUUGUAAGCAAACAACUCUCGUCUCUCCUAUUCACCUCCUUCUCUUUGGAUCACGGAAAGUCGAGUACAUCGACGGCUAUGUCAGACUCGACAAUUGGAUCAACCUGGAGAUGAACCCUGAGCAUGCAGCAGCUAUCGUGGCAUUGAGGCCUGCCCUGGAGGGGCUUGUGAUCAGGGCCUCUAAGGACCCUGAGACAAUCUUAGAGCUCAGUCCCGUUCAGGAGAAGGUGUUGGCAGUUAUGAAAGCACUUUGUGGAAUGAAUGCUGGACGUCAUGAGAUGCAGCCCAUUACUGGCGGGGGAUUCAUGUCGAAGAGGCCUCCUAGGGGACAUAUGAGUGGCUUCAGUGGGAAUUGGGGCGGUGGGUUUGGGGGAGGUGGAGGCAAUGGGGGUUAUGGUGGAGGGAGUAAUGGGGGUUAUGGGGGUGGGGAACCAUCCGCCAAGUAUAUGAGAGGUAGUGGAGGCUUCAGGGGAGGAUUUAGGGGAGGAUUCAGGGGCAGAAGAGGAGGCGGCCCUCCAAGGGGAUAUUAUAAUAGGUAUUGAGGAGAGGACGUUCGGAGGGCAAUGUAGAUAAUGGAGAUGAGAAUUUCAAGGGCUGUUACAACAUAAUUAAACUGAAAUUUACAGUUAUCAUUAAUUUUUAAUGUCUAAGCGAUAGAAUCAUCUGAUUGAAUGACUUCAAAUUUUUUUCCUUGGUACAGUAGUAUACAAGGAUAGGUCCUGAUGGAAGAGAAGAUGAUAAGUUGAUUUCUCAUUUCUUGAUUUUCAAUAUAAAAUCAGUGGGCAAAGAAAUGAGGGGCGAAAUUAGAUUAGAGAUUUAAGUCGGGAAAAUUGUACAAAUAGUUAAUUUCUUCGAAAUGGAUUCCUUUGAAAGUUGGACAUUUUGGACAAGUUUAAGAGACAUAUUUGUUAUGUCGUAUUUAAAAAGUAGAUUUGGAGGUGGUCUGACACGCUCUGCUCUCUUACUACUUCAUAACUACUGAGAUUUUUUGAAGACUGUAGCAGUUUAGGGAGCAAUGAAGCCGACAAAGGUCCUGCAGAUGAUAGCGGCGAAAGUUUUUUUCGCAUUUAAGAUGAAGCAUUGAAGUCGUAUUUACAUUUUUCGGAAGGGUAGAGCAAUGAUGACUCAAUGACUUUGUUUAUUUUUUUAGCUUUUUUUUUUUAAUUGGUUGGAGAAUUUCUCGUAAGAGGACAGAACAGAUUAAGUUUAUUUCUAACGACCAAUUUGAAAAAUGUAGACCUCGCGCAGGAAACGACAUAAAAAAAUAUCUUAAAAGACUAAAGGAAUGGACGGGAAUAUUUGAAAUGACUUACUAGAAAAGCAACUGAUAAAUUCAAAAGUUUCUUCUUAAUUUCCGUCAUCUGUUAGAAUUCUUGUUAUUGAAGUAAGGUGACGAUCGUCAUUGGCAUAUUCCAACGAUUAGCUUUAUUUAGUUCAUUAAUUUAUUUGUACCAAAUUAGGUUUAAUCUUCAAGAGAGGCUGAAUACUUCAUUUGUAAGCAUCAAUUAACGCAUGAAACAUUGUAGGAUUUGUACUCCCGAGUAAUCAAUUUUCAUGAAUAAAUUCAAAUGAAUGUUUACUAGAA